CGUUGGUUGAAAAUCAGUUUAUUUUACCGGUAUUAAUGCAACUACCACUUUAUAAGUUGAUAAAUAAGCCGGGGUUUCUUUUCAUUUGGGGUACUACUGAUAAAAUCAAAGAAUUGACCACAUUACUCAACAGUGAUAAUUGGAAUAAGAAAUUUCGCCGACUGGAAGAGUUGGUAUUCAUCCCAAUUGAUGAACAGAGUCCGUUUUUCCCAGGAGUCGAUCAAACCGUGGAUCAAUCGAUCUUCACCAAGAAACAAUGGCAUUGCUGGAUGUGUAUUACUGGAACCGUAAGACGCGCUACAGAUAGUCAUUUGAUUCAUUGCAAUAUCGAUACUGAUUUGCAGAUUGAAUCACCUCAGGAAAUCAAAUCAAAUAACAAUGCGGUCCCCGAUGCCAUUUACAAAGUCACCGAGAAUUUUUCAAAUCUGAAUCGAAGAUUACAUAUCAUUCCAACCAAAACCGGUUAUAACUUACCAAUCAAAUUACGGCCUGGCUGGGUGAUCAUGAGUCCGGAUGUUUUAUUAGAUAAUUUUGAUCCACAAAGUUUUGAACAGGAAUUAUAUUCAAAGUCAAAUCUUGUAUACAAAAAAAUCAAUCUUGCUACUAAACAAAAAUCAGUUACCCAAUAUUUGGUUAGUCAAACAAACGAAAUAGAAGAGUUGAGACCUAAAAGUCCAGUCAUUGAAAACUGGCUGUUAAUAUCAAUUCUUAUUCUUUUGCUUAUUCUUUUGCUUAUUCUUUUACUUAUUACUUCUACUUAUUACUUCUACUUACUACUUAGUACUCGAAUUUAUACUGGAAAACUUUUCCCAGCAGAGCUCCGGGUAACCCAUGCUCGGGUCGUUGGUGCACGACCCAAAGGGAAACCUCCGUACAUCCAGUUUCCCAUUAGGGCUGCAAUCCACUGCUACUAUCGACGUCUGGCUAUCUAAAUCCAUACCCUGUCAGGCAACUCGCAACCUUCCGUUGUCAGAGCAUACGGAGUUACAGAGCUUACUGCCUGGCACAAUAACGAACCGUGAAUCAACUAGUUAAGUGAAUCUAUUCGGUAAUGCACUAGUCGUAGCAGUAGUAUUAUUUGU
This is a messenger RNA of Hyphopichia burtonii NRRL Y-1933, 1082 nucleotides long. RefSeq names its product Kar4p (gene KAR4). The transcript has 2 exons. Gene Ontology annotation, cellular component: RNA N6-methyladenosine methyltransferase complex; nucleus. The record is from RefSeq and is a predicted model, not a curated record. The coding region runs from base 36 to 932 and encodes 298 amino acids. Lineage: Eukaryota; Fungi; Ascomycota; Pichiomycetes; Serinales; Debaryomycetaceae. Gene Ontology annotation, molecular function: mRNA binding.